AUGCGCGGCAAAGAUGUAGAGCCCUCCACUCGCGACAUCGAUGUGUCCGCGAGUCGAGCUCCAUGGGUGCGCGCGAGCCUUGUGUCGACACUACUCCUGCUGCUCCUGGCCGGGGCCGUGCUAGCUAGAGCGAGGCUUUGGCCGAAGGCGGAAGUGGUGGAGCGACGCUUGCAAGAGGUGCAGAAUGAUUGUGGUACCUUCGACUGGGACCAGGAGGAAUGGUCCAUCCGGGUGGUCCGCUGCCGCCCGGCGCGGAAGCCCGCCACCUAUGGCCCCAUCUUCAGCUUGGAGAACGUGUGCAUGAAGCCUUGUGGCAAGCUUCCCAUGUCCCAGUUGGUGGGGACCAAUUCGCAGGUGACCAGCAUCUCCUUCUUGUCGUUGACCGCCUCGGCGGAAGUGGUCACCCUGGUGGAGAAGGGUGGCCCGGUCUACCAGCUGAACGUGGUCUCUGAGGGCAAUGACGAGGCCCGAUGGAUGGUGACACUCCCGCCCGUCCGGAGCUUCCGCGGAAACAGUUGCCUCGACUUUACGCAGUUCUGCGAGGUGGCCUCGGUGAUGCCGCUCAUGACCAGUUUCGUGGUGGUGGAUCGCCAUCGCUUGCAAGAGUUUAACAUCUCCUGGAGCGAUUCGGAGUCACUCACGCUGGAGCUGGCCACCUUGGGGAAGAUGAACAUGGAAGCGCCGAUCCUGGGUGAAGCCCAGCUCUACUUCCCCAGCUACAUGGCACAGUACAAGGCCUUGAACCACAGUUUCAUCAGCGAUGCCUUGGAGAUCACCCCGCUCUUCCCCCAUGCGCGGGACCGCUACUGGUUCGUGUCCGACACAGGGAACCAUCGCGUGAUGUUCAUCAACGCGACGGGUCCCACGUUGCAGUACAUCGAAUCCUAUGGAGCCACGGGCGAGGUGAGGACGAACCAGAGCGGCUUCAACUAUCCCAUGGGUGUAGCCGUGAUGGCCCACACAGAUGAAAGCUUCUUCGGUCCAGUCAUGGCCGCGGUCUUCGUGUGUGAUCGGCGCAACCAUCGUCUGGUGAAGUUGUUGCUGGGAUACAGGAAAGAUCCCAGCCUGGCGAUGAAUCGAGGGGAACGGCCGACGCUCAUGUGGGGUGGCGAAUAUUACAAAGACCUGAAUGGAGUCAACUACAACAUGAGUUUGUAUGACCCCGUGGGUGUGUCCAUCUAUCGCCACUUCAUUUUCGUGUGUGAGGCGGAAGGCAAUGCCAUUACCGUCCUCACCACGAACUACGUGCAACAUGAUGAACUCCUUUUCGUCACGGAACUGUACCCCUUGACGAAUCCCUUCAACCCCAAGAUGCAGCUCACUGGCAGCUUCUCAGCCACGGAGCAGGGCUACUUGUGGUUCGCGUACAUUGAACGACCCUCCACUCAUGGCUUGGGCAGCAUCAUCUUGCCGGAGCCCUUGGUCCAAUCGCCGCCGGCCUCCUGGAUCGAGGAGUUCCGGGCGCAAUGCACCAAUGCCACGAUCUACAACAUGUUCAUCAUGGCCAAUGCAUCGCUCUACGAUGAACACGUGAUCUAUGUCUUGAGUGCUGCACGCAUCAAUUGGCGCUUCCCCUACUUGCCAGGCUACCUGAGCAAGGAUUCCUUCAACCUGACGCUCAUGUUCGAUUUGAUGCUUUGGAACGAGACGGUCUUGGAAGGCAACAUGUUCUACUGCCUGCCCCCACCACCCGAAACGACCCCGCCAAUGCUCAGCGCCAAUGAAGACGGCUGGAACACACCAGGGGGUGGUGGAGUGCUGUUGACCGGUAGCUCGAUAUGCCCUGGUCUUGCAAAGAGUUUGGCCAUCGUCAUCAUUGGACUGUUGUGGCAACGUUCCUGA
Molecule: messenger RNA, 1842 nt
Organism: Durusdinium trenchii
Lineage: Eukaryota; Dinophyceae; Suessiales; Symbiodiniaceae
Source: the annotation of a GenBank genome assembly